This is a messenger RNA of Perca fluviatilis (European perch), 493 nucleotides long. Its product is annotated as histone H2A-like. The record is from RefSeq and is a predicted model, not a curated record. NCBI's taxonomy places the organism in Eukaryota, Metazoa, Chordata, Actinopteri, Perciformes, Percidae. The coding region runs from base 34 to 417 and encodes 127 amino acids. The transcript has a single exon. Gene Ontology annotation, cellular component: nucleosome. Gene Ontology annotation, molecular function: structural constituent of chromatin; DNA binding; protein heterodimerization activity.
GGCUCAGUCUCUCUUUGAGAAAUCACCGUAAACAUGUCUGGACGAGGAAAAACCGGAGGCAAAGCUAGAGCUAAGGCCAAGACCAGGUCUUCUCGUGCCGGGCUUCAGUUCCCAGUCGGCCGUGUCCACAGGCUGCUCCGCAAAGGGAACUACGCUCAGCGUGUCGGUGCCGGAGCCCCGGUGUACCUGGCGGCCGUGCUGGAGUACCUGACCGCUGAGAUCCUGGAGCUGGCUGGAAACGCUGCCCGCGACAACAAGAAGACCCGCAUCAUCCCCCGCCAUCUGCAGCUGGCCGUCCGCAACGACGAGGAGCUCAACAAGCUGCUGGGCGGAGUGACCAUCGCCCAGGGCGGCGUGCUGCCCAACAUCCAGGCCGUCCUGCUGCCCAAGAAGACCGAGAAGCCCGCCAAGAAGUAAACAACCGAGGCUCUCUGACUGCUGGAAACCAGCCCCCCAAAAGGCUCUUUUAAGAGCCAAACACACUUCUGAUAAA